Thecamonas trahens ATCC 50062 is the source of this 612-nucleotide messenger RNA. Its product is annotated as ATP synthase subunit delta. The record is from RefSeq and is a predicted model, not a curated record. Gene Ontology annotation, biological process: proton motive force-driven ATP synthesis. The transcript has 2 exons. Gene Ontology annotation, molecular function: proton-transporting ATP synthase activity, rotational mechanism. The coding region runs from base 23 to 559 and encodes 178 amino acids. NCBI's taxonomy places the organism in Eukaryota, Apusomonadida, Apusomonadidae.
ACCACUUCUCCCAUUCACCACCAUGCUCCGCCUUGCCACCACGCUCGGGCGCGUCACCGCCACUUCGUCGGCGACGUUUGCCACUGCGGCCCGCGUCCUCGCCGAGGACCCCAUGGCUGCCGGCCCCAAGGACAUUCCGGAGAAGCUCACCCUCACCCUUGCCACUCCGGACAAGGCGCUGUACGAGAACGAGGAGGUGUACUGCACGCUCAUCCCGUCGAUGGUGGGCAUGACUGGUGUGCUUCCGGGCCAUGUUGCCCUCGUCACUGAGCUCAAGCCUGGUGUGGUCGUUGUCCAGAAGGAGUCGGACGGCCCGAAGGAGCAGUACUUUGUCCCGACCGGCUUUGCUGUCGUCAACGACGACUCGACGCUCAACAUCAACGUGCCCGAGGCUGUCCCUGUUGCCGACAUUGACAUUGAGGCUGCCCGCGCUGCGCAGACAGAGUACACCAACGCCUUCUCCGCCGCCUCCACCGACGAGGAGCGUGCCCGCGCACAGAUCGGCGCCGAGCUGUACGGCACCAUGGUCCUCGCCGCCUCGCAGGACGUCUUUGCGUAGUCUGGAACCGCAAGCAGAGCUGCAGUCACAAGCAAACACACACAUCAUACACA